Molecule: messenger RNA, 6093 nt
Organism: Phacochoerus africanus (Common warthog)
Lineage: Eukaryota; Metazoa; Chordata; Mammalia; Artiodactyla; Suidae
Gene: ADAMTS5
Product: ADAM metallopeptidase with thrombospondin type 1 motif 5
Exons: 8
Coding region: 237-3026 (929 amino acids)
Biological process (GO): proteolysis; extracellular matrix organization
Molecular function (GO): metalloendopeptidase activity; zinc ion binding
Source: RefSeq, a predicted model, not a curated record
CUCUUUCUGGAGCACGAAUCCAAACAUUUUCCAAAGCAACAAAGAAAAGUUCGCAUGCUGGCAGUGCGGCCGGGACAAACUGGCGCUGCUGCCGGGUUCCCUUCCCUCCGACACUUGACUCAACCUUGAAAGCAAGUGUAUGUGUGUCCCCACCUCCCGCCCCGGUAACUUCCAGAGCGAAUAACAGAUACCCAUAACAUCCCCAUCGCGCAGCCCCUCCCCGAGGGCAGCGCACUAUGCUGCUCGGGUGGGCUUCCCUGCUGCUGUGCGCGCUCCAUCUGCCCCUGGUCGCGGUCGGCCCCGCCGCGGCACCUGCCCAGGAUAAAGCCGGGCAGCCUCCGGCUGCUGCAGCGGCCUCACAGCCCCGCCAGCGGCAGGGGGAGGAGGCGCAAGAGCCGGCAGAGCCUCGCGGCCACCCGCACCCCCUGGCGCCGCAGCGCAGAAGCCGCGGGCUUGUGCAGAACAUCGACCAGCUCUACUCGGGCGGCGGCAAGGUGGGCUACCUCGUCUACGCGGGCGGCCGGAGGUUCCUCCUGGACCUAGAGCGGGAUGAUUCGGUGGGCGCCGCUGGCUUUGUGCCCGCAGGAGGCGGGCCGAGUGCAACCCGGCGCCACCGGGGCCACUGCUUCUACCGGGGCACGGUGGACGGCAGUCCCCGCUCCCUGGCUGUCUUUGACCUCUGCGGUGGUCUCCGCGGCUUCUUCGCAGUCAAGCACGCGCGCUACACUUUGAAACCGCUGCUGAGCUGGCCCUGGUCUGAGGCCGAGUCCGGGCGUGUGUAUGGGGAUGGGUCCGCGAGGAUACUGCACGUCUACACUCGCGAGGGUUUCAGCUUUGAGGCCCUGCCUCCGCGCACCAGCUGCGAGACCCCGGGGUCCCCGCCCCGGCCCCGUGAGCGCCCCCCGCAGCACAACAGCCCGGACCGACGCUGGACGCUGGCCCCACAGCUCUCUGACCAGGCUCCCUCGUCGGAUGGGAGUCAGGGACCACAGACGUGGUGGCGGAGGCGGCGCCGCUCCAUCUCCCGGGCCCGCCAGGUGGAGCUGCUCCUGGUGGCUGACGCGUCCAUGGCGCGGAUGUAUGGGAGGGGGCUGCAGCAUUACCUCCUGACCCUGGCUUCCAUCGCUAACCGCCUGUACAGCCACGCCAGCAUCGAGAACCACAUCCGCCUGACGGUGGUGAAGGUGGUGGUACUGGGAGACAAGGACAAGACCCUGGAGGUGAGCAAGAACGCUGCCACCACCCUCAAGAACUUUUGCAAGUGGCAGCACCAGCACAACCAGCUGGGGGAUGACCACGAGGAGCACUACGACGCGGCCAUCCUGUUUACUCGGGAGGAUUUAUGUGGGCAUCAUUCAUGUGACACCCUGGGAAUGGCAGACGUUGGGACCAUAUGUUCUCCCGAGCGCAGCUGUGCUGUGAUUGAAGAUGAUGGCCUCCACGCAGCCUUCACCGUGGCUCACGAAAUUGGACAUUUGCUUGGCCUCUCCCAUGAUGAUUCCAAAUUCUGUGAAGAGAAUUUUGGUUCCACAGAAGACAAGCGCUUAAUGUCCUCCAUCCUGACCAGCAUUGAUGCAUCCAAGCCUUGGUCCAAAUGCACCUCAGCCACCAUCACAGAAUUCCUGGAUGAUGGUCACGGUAACUGUUUGCUAGACCUCCCACGCAAGCAGAUCCUCGGCCCCGAGGAACUCCCGGGACAGACCUACGAUGCCAGCCAGCAAUGCAACCUGACCUUCGGGCCCGAAUACUCCGUGUGCCCAGGCAUGGACGUCUGCGCCCGCCUCUGGUGCGCUGUGGUGCGCCAGGGCCAGAUGGUGUGUCUGACCAAGAAGCUGCCAGCUGUGGAGGGGACGCCAUGUGGGAAAGGCAGGAUCUGCCUGCAGGGCAAGUGUGUGGACAAAACCAAGAAAAAAUAUUAUUCGACAUCAAGCCAUGGCAACUGGGGGUCUUGGGGGUCCUGGGGCCAGUGUUCUCGCUCAUGUGGAGGAGGAGUACAGUUUGCCUAUCGCCACUGCAAUAACCCGGCCCCCAGAAACAGUGGCCGCUACUGCACAGGGAAGAGAGCCAUCUACCGCUCCUGCAGUGUCACGCCCUGCCCGGCUAAUGGUAAAUCUUUUCGUCAUGAGCAGUGUGAAGCCAAAAAUGGAUAUCAGUCGGAUGCAAAAGGAGUCAAAACAUUUGUGGAAUGGGUUCCCAAAUACGCAGGUGUCCUGCCGGCAGACGUGUGCAAACUGACCUGCAGGGCUAAGGGCACCGGCUACUAUGUGGUGUUUUCACCAAAGGUGACUGAUGGAACGGAAUGCAGGCCGUACAGUAAUUCUGUCUGUGUCCGGGGGAAGUGCGUGCGGACAGGCUGUGAUGGCAUCAUUGGCUCCAAGCUGCAGUAUGAUAAGUGUGGAGUGUGUGGAGGAGACAACUCCAGCUGCACAAAGGUCGUUGGGACCUUCAAUAAAAAAAGUAAGGGUUACACUGACGUUGUAAGGAUCCCUGAGGGGGCAACUCACAUAAAAGUCCGACAGUUCAAAACCAAAGACCAGACUAGGUUCACUGCCUACUUAGCCCUGAAGAAGAAAAAUGGUGAGUACCUUAUCAAUGGAAAGUACAUGAUCUCCACUUCGGAAACCAUCAUUGACCUCAAUGGAACAGUCAUGAACUACAGCGGUUGGAGCCACAGGGAUGACUUCUUGCAUGGGAUGGGCUACGCGGCCACGAAGGAAAUUCUGAUUGUGCAGAUUCUUGCAACAGACCCAACUAAAGCAUUAGAUGUCCGUUACAGUUUUUUCGUUCCCAAGAAGUCCACUCCAAAAGUAAACUCGGUCACCAGCCAGGGCAGCAAUAAAGUGGGAUCACACACUGCAGAGGUGCAGUGGGUGACUGGCCCUUGGCUCGCCUGUUCUAGAACCUGUGACACGGGCUGGCACACCAGGACGGUGCAGUGCCAGGAUGGAAACCGGAAGUUAGCGAAGGGAUGUCUUCUCUCUCAGAGACCUUCCGCAUUUAAGCAAUGCUUGCUAAAGAAAUGUUAGCCUGUGGUUAUGACCUUCUGCAGAGGUAACUGGAUGGUUCAUCACUGAUGGAGUCAUGGCGAUCAAGAGGUCAACCUCAAGCACACACAAGUCACACUUCAGUGUCAUUAUCAACGGGAAUCCGAUGAUGGGCAGAAUCUGCCCUCAGCAACCAAAUGAAGAUGUGUGACCUUGGAAUACCGAAAAACUUGGGCGUUAGUGAACACCCCUGGGUCUACAAGAGUGUAGCCACACUGAUGAAUGUAGAAUCAGGGGACAUCUGAAGAUGGCAGAGCAGUCUUCCCCUUGUCACCUACCUCUUAUAGAAUGUCUUCAAAGGCAUCGUAAUCAUUUUCAUGCAUAUGACACAGUAGUUUAUUUUUACUGUUUGUAAAUACAUUCUUCCUUGGUAUGUCACUUUAUAUCACUCAAUUCUAUUAAAUAUAUAUAUAUAUAUUUCUAUAAAAAAGUGUUUGACCAAAGUAGGUCUGCAGCUAUUUCAACUCCUUCUAGUUUCCAGAAAGAGCUGUGGAUGUUUUACUGGAAAUUAAGAACUUGCUGCUGUUUUAAAAAGAUUUAGUAUACAUUCAGACUACAGGAGAUCACAUUUUCGUCAAAAACCCUUUUGACAGCAAGCAUCUUCUGAGAAAUUCUGAAAAGGAAAAGGAUCUCAGUGUAUUUAGUCAUUUAACUAUAUGCAGGGGUCCAUGUAUUUAAACAUUUGACUGCCUGUAUUUUUUCAGGCAGCCAAACAAAUCAAUGCAUAAUUAGGAGAUAGAAGUAGUGUUUGUGUGUGUGUAUGUUAUUAGUAUUCAAGAGUAUAAAAAUUCGUUUCCUUCCACCGGAAUUUAAAAGGAAAAAAGAAACAUGCUUUACCAUAUUUUCAAGUUAUAUUUUCAUAGCUGCUUUCUCUUUCCAUGGCUCCCAUCUGAUAUCUCACAGCCUGUAAUGUGCAUACAGAACACACAGCAAAGAGUUUUCUAUCACCUUCAACACUGGUAUACCUCUUACCAGCAAGCCUUUAACACAUACUUUGUUUUCGCUUGUUUGUUUGUUGUGUUCAGGGGUUCCAUAGGACCUACAGUGUUUUGUACUUCUUGUUGACUUAGUUUAAAGAUCACUUGGAGUUAGCCACAUCUAAAAGUGGUUAUCAUUAACAUGGCUAGUGCAGGAAAAAAAAAAAAAAAAAGGUUGGUAGUAAUAAGACUGUUUCCACACCAUAGGCAAUAAUUCCUUGCAUUUUUUUUUUAAAUCAGAGUAUACUGAUACUGUACUUAAGAUUUUUCACAAUUAGAAUGCAUGUGGUUGUACCAGUAAGUGUUUGGGUGAAGAAAUGUGAUGAUUUUUGCAAAGUUUGCUUUUAUUUCUGUAGCCUGUCUAGGUAAGUGGUGAGUUUGCAUAGUUCUCUGCGCAAAAAUCUCAUAGACAGUAAACUGAAUCCCUCUACCCCUUAGCUCAGAAAAUCUAAGAUGAUUCAUUUCACUGGUAUUUCUUUUUCUUUGUGAAAUAUCACAAAGUUAUUUGUUUUUAUAAAAUUUUAUAAUAACCAUACCAAAUGUGCCUAUUUUUAAAGAUUUGCAUAUAAGGAUAUUAAGGAACUAUUAUUGUUUGAGUUUCCUUAAGCUCAUGAGAGUUUAUUUUUAUUAUUAGAUAUUUUUAAUAUAAAAGGAUUAUGUAAUUGAUCUUGUGGUAUAGCACAUUCAUUUCAGUAGACCAAGGGAAUGGAUGUCUCACUGUUUUAAGUAUUUUCUUAAAGAAUAAUUUGGUAAAACAAAUAAUUGUUUUACAAAACUAUCCAUUUUCCUUUGAAUUUUCAUAGGCUGACUUUGCUUUAGAUGUGGUCCUUUUUUCCUUAAUAAAUUACCAAUUAGAGAAAGGAGGCCUAUACAAGACUGGUAACCUCCAUUUGAUGGAGGUCACUGGCUAUCAGGGACAGAGAGCAAAGCUAUUCAUACCUGUCAGAAAAAAAAAAAUAGUAAUAAUAAAAAUCACAUCAGCCAUUUGACCAUGCAGAGAGAAUUAAUAGAAAGUUUACUUUUCCCAAUAUAUAAAAUAACUUGAAUCAAGUAAUUUAACUAUGACAAUUUUUUUUUAUCUUUUGUGGUUAUAUUGACAGCAACAUUAAAAAUAAUUGAAAAGCAAAGAUGAUUGUUUUCUACUCUGCUUCUCCAUAUUGUAUUCACAGAUUUUUAAUAUGAUUUAUCAAUGAUGCAUUUUUCCCCAAAUAAUGAAGUUUUACACUUCUCAUGAGAACAAUCUUAGAGAGCUUAAAACUAAUAAACCACUAUUCCAUGUUUUGAAGGAGUUUUUUUGGGUUUUUUUUUUUUGUUUUUUGUUGUUUGGUUUUGGGUUUUUUGUAUGGAUAUCGACAGAGUGACAAAGGAAUGUUUGUCUAAAUUCCUGAGAAAAUAUAUAGACUGGAAACUGAAAUUCAGAGAAAUGGAGUGUUUGGUAGACAUAGAGAAUGAUGAGCAAAGGAAAAAUCCUCUAUAAUGCAAAAUAAUUUAGUCCAGUUUCAAGCUGGAUAUGCCUUUUACUUUCCAUAGUUACAUCUUGAAAGAAGAACCUAGGCUUCAGGAUCCUAGGGACUAUGUCCUCCAAAAAAAAAAAAAAAAGAGUUUGAAUGCUCAGGUUAGUAAGAAUCUAAUCUAAUUCACAAAACUAAAUACUCCAGGUUAAGUUUCAUUAGCUACAAAGGGAGCUGGAAAAAAAUAGCAUGUAUUUCUUCUAGAAUAGAAAAUGUCAAUUGAAGUCCCCCCCCCUUGUUAUUAAGUUCAAGGACAUUGUUUUAAUUUAUUCAACGAAUUCGACUUCCUCUGCCUUCCUGUGGAAACAGUUUUAGUGCAUUGAGAAUGAAGGGAUUAAUCACAAGCAAACAAAAAAGUUGCAGCACUGAAAAAAAAAAGUAAUUUAUUGUUUUUGCAACUGGUAUGUGAAAAUUUGUGUGAUAAAUUUAUUUAUUCUUAUUUAACAAAACUAUGUGCAAAUUCUUCUAUAUUUAAAGUGUUUUGCUGUUGUCCUACUUUUUAAUUUAUGCUUCAUGUUUGUGUAUAAAGUACACUUUGUGAGUUUACAUAAUAUACGGCAC